Gigantopelta aegis is the source of this 3227-nucleotide messenger RNA. RefSeq names its product centrosomal protein of 78 kDa-like. Gene Ontology annotation, cellular component: centrosome. The transcript is spliced from 17 exons. Bases 125 to 2671 code for a protein of 848 amino acids. Lineage: Eukaryota; Metazoa; Mollusca; Gastropoda; Neomphalida; Peltospiridae. The record is from RefSeq and is a predicted model, not a curated record. Gene Ontology annotation, molecular function: protein binding.
CAAAAACAACAAUGGCGCCAGUAUCCAAACUUUGAAAGAUAUCAUCGGAAAUCUCAUGUUUACAAAAGAAACAUUCAAUUAGGCAGAGCGUUGCAACAUCGUCCACUAACCUACACAAUAAACCAUGAUUCACAGUGUGCAUGUGAGACAGAAUGGCGGCAACGAUUUCGAAACCUAUUACGACCACCUGUGUGCACUACAGGACAGCGUGCCGGUUGCCGCGGUGAAGGCCCAUCUGUCGCAGGGAGUUCUCGACAUCAACGCUGACCGAAUCAGAGCCAAUGACUGGCAGCCUAUAUUGAAUACUCUACGUAUUAACAAGAGCCUUGACUUCGUCGCUGUCCGCAGUUACUUUCAGCCAUUCGGAGAUGAAAAUGAAAAGCGAGCGGCAAUCCAGAAGCGAAAGACGCCGGCCAUUCGUUCAAAGGAGAUUACGUACCGGCUGUGUAAGUCUCUCCACGACUGUCUGCUCGUGUCGUCCAGUCUGCGCUGUCUCGAGCUGCAGGGGAUUCCGCUCCGAGACAGAGACCUAGGGAUACUUGUCAAGGAUCUAACGAAAAACAUAUCGCUGAAUCACUUGUCACUGGAAUACUGUCGUUUGGGAGAUUCUGGUUUAGAAGUUGUCUGUAAGGGAGUUAGGAAUGCGACGAACAUCAGUUCAGUGAACUUCACAGGCUGCAGUCUCACGUGGCGUGGAGCCGAAUGUCUUGCUCAGGUUAUCAAGCACCAGGCCAUGAAGCGUCACAGUGAGGCGUGGCGAGACAGUCUGCGGUACCGCCGUCCUGACCUCGACCGCAUGUCGGGCCUGCGCCGGAUCAUCAUCAACAACAACCCCAUGCUAGACGACCAGGGUGCGUGUAUCCUCGCCGAGGCCUUGAAAGACGACUUGUGGCUCAAAGCACUUGACCUUCAGGCAUGUGGGAUUUCUACAAAAGGGGCCCAGACGUUGAACGAAGUCCUUAAAUACAACACAACACUCGUUGUCCUUGACCUUCGCAAAAACCCAAUGAUUGAUCGUAAUGUGUUGCACAGCAUUCUGGAACAGCUGAUGGUCAACAGCAAUGGUCAGGACACAGAGUACAAGUGGAUCAAAGCAGAAGAACCGGUCGAUCCAGGUAAAAUGCGAGCACGCAAACGAACGCGUGUGCUCAAUCACAGCGUCGCCAAGAAAGCAACAAUCAGGAUCAGCCAUGGGUCAGGCCGAAGACGAAUGAAAGUGGCAGGGACACCAACAAACACUGUCGCCGUCACCCCCGGUUACCCCUGGAGGACUGCCGCUCGGGCUAAUAGAUACCGUGGAUUUCCACCUGACCACAUUCCUGGUAUGCUGAACCUUGAUGAACUGAGUGAGAACGAUUCCACAUUCCCGACCGCCCCGACCCUCACACAUCCGUCAGUGAUAAUAAACCCAGACGAGAGCACGCUAAACGAAACAGAGACAUUCCCAGAUUUGAAAAUGUUGGACCUGAGCGGCUUGUCAAUAGAUGAAGCACAGUUGAAGGAAUUGAUGCUGAGUAUAGAGAACAAGCGACUAAGCGCUGCCAACGCCCGGCUCAAUCAGCUGGUUCUGCUCAGUUCUGAAGAUCCCAAGAUGCUGGCGAGUAUCGAAGCAUCGUUCAAGCAGUUCCACACGUUCCUAGACAUGUUAGAAGAAGCUGGACUGGGACAGCUGAUAACAAUGGCGGGACUAGAUCAGAGCCAGAUUCCAUUUUCCACUCUCUGUAAUGGACCCGCGUCCGACGUCAUGUCGGAAGGACCGCAGAUUGCCUCGCGUCAGAACAACGGCAUGAUGAUGUUCGACAGCCACAGCAUCGCUCGACACAUCAACAACUUCUCGGGCGUCAGCGAGAAGAGUUUCGCAAAUGGACUGGGCAGCAGGAUAGGGAACAGGGCGGCAGCUGGUACAGAGGGGAUAUUUUCAAGCCCUGUGGUUGCAGGGAGUAUUUAUGGGUCUGGAGUGGGGAGCAAAGGAGCAGGGGGAGGCGACACGAGGUACCCGGGGACGUCGAUGUCGUUUGGAUCAUUUGAAGAGGAGUCGCCGCUGGUGUUCGCUUCAGGUGUCACAGACAGCAACAUCCGUCCCUCGAACCGGAACGUCAAAGACCCCACGAUGAAGUAUGUAGACCUUGAGGAAACUGCUGAACUAGGUGGGAAGAAACCCGACGACUUGUAUGAGCGAUUGUUACGGGACACGAGCGGAGUCUUCAGUCACACGGGUCCUGGGUUCGAAGCUCCACACCCCUCACCUAUCAAACCAACAAACAUCUCGAUGUUUGACGAUGUAAAGGAGGGUGUUACCGAUGGCAGCGAGCAACAAGUAAACAUGUCGAAGGAUGGAGUCGAAACGCGAUUAGGACAAACGGAUGGAAAGAUGGUGGACAGAACUGAAGCUAAUGAAGGGCAAGCUGUUAAAACUUCAAAGGCCGUGGAGAGUAGACGUCAGGCAGAGAUCAACGUCGGUGACCACUCUGAUCCGAACACGACUCACGAGCGAGGGUCUCCAGACCAGCGUGCGUCACGCAUGAGUGACUUCAACUACAGCAUGGACAGCUUCGACCAGUCGUACGUCAGUGAACGCGGUGAAGUUAUUCACCUGGGGGACGAGUUUGAUCUACAGGGAAGUUCCGCAUCACCUCCCCCACAGAUUGUUCUCAGUGAAGAAGAUAUUUAGAAUGUGAACUAUUUAACAUCAAUACAAUAUUGUUACGAUUGUUCUCAGUGAAGAAGAUAUUUAGAAUGUGAACUAUUUAACAUGUUAGAAGAAGAUAUUUAGAAUGUGAACUAUUUAACAUCAAUACAAUAUUGUUACGAUUGUUCUCAGUGAAGAAGAUAUUUAGAAUGUGAACUAUUUAACAUGUUAGAAGAAGAUAUUUAGAAUGUGAACUAUUUAACAUCAAUACAAUAUUGUUUCGAUUGUUCUCAGUGAAGAAGAUAUUUAGAAUGUGAACUAUUUAACAUCAGUACAAUAUUUUUAACAUUGUUCUCUGGGAAGAAGAUAUUUAGAAUGUGAACUAUUUAACAUCAGUACAAUAUUUUUAACAUUGUUCUCUGGGAAGAAGAUAUUUAGAAUGUGAACCUUUGAACACCAAUACAGUAUAGUUAAUGUGAACUAUUGACACCAAUACAGGGCUUCUAGAUUAUGGUAGCCCCACUCCCAUGGCUAGUGAUAUUCAGUGUUGGGCUAGUAAAUAACUACUAUAAUUGCCAUGCCUGACAGGGCUUCUAGA